GCCAACAUCCAAACGAAGCCGAUUGAGGACUUCGAGUCUUUGGCGAAGCCGCGUCGGCACAAGUAUGCCUUUACCUACACCAUCAUGGCCUCCAUGACCUCCCUUUUGCUAGGUUAUGAUAUAGGAGUGAUGAGCAAUGUGGAAGUAUACAUGGGGGACCAAAGCAUCACCGACGAGAAUGUUGAGUUCCUCAUGGGGAUUACUAAAGUGAUAUCACUCCUUGGGUCAGCGAUGGCGUGUUGGACCUCCAACAGGAUUGGCCAUCGUCGCACGAUUAUCUUGGCAGGGGCCUUCUUCUUCAUCGGCUUCCUCCUCAUGGGUAUCCGCCCCGGCUACUUCUAUCUCUUGUUGGGCCGCCUUUUCGUCAAUAUUGGUGUCGGCUACGCCCUCAUGAUCGGCCCUGUCUACGUCGCCGAGAUCUCUCCUGCCUUCUCCCGCGGCUUCCUCACCUCCUUGCCCGAGGCAUUCAUCAACCUCGGCACCCUCCUCGGCUACAUCUCCCACUAUGUCUUCUCCAAGUUCCGCCAGGACCUCGGGUGGCGUGUCAUGCUCUACGUGGGAGCAAUCCCCUUGGUCCUGCUCACCUUUGGGGUCCUCAUCAUGCCAGAAUCCCCUCGGUGGCUCAUCAUGCAAGGCCGCCUGGGCGACGCGAAACGCGUCCUUGUCAGGAUCUCCGACUUCGAGGAGGAGGCCACACUCCGGCUUGCCGAGAUUAAGGAGGCUGCCGGCAUUCCUGAGGCGUGCAACGACGACGUUGUCAAGGUCACCAAGCAAAGUACCGGAGAGGGCAGAUGGAGGAGCUCGUCUGUCUACCACAUGCUCCUCUGCGCCGUUGGGAUGCACUUCUUCCAACAAGCCUCUGGCAUUGACACCAUCCUCCUCUACAGUCCUUGCAUUUUCGAGAAGGCUGGCAUCACCUCCCAUAAUGCAAAGCUCCUUAUGACCAUUGCAGUCGACUUUGUGAAGACCAUGUUCAUCCUCGUUGCCACCUUCCUCCUUGACCGGGCCGGGCGGCGGCCGUUGCUGCUGAGCAGCAUUGGCGGGAUGAUCUUCUCACUGGCCUCCCUCGGAACGUGCCUCACCGUCAUUGACCACAGCCACGCGAAGGUCAAGUGGGCGAUGGCCAUGUGCAUCACCUCGGUGCUGUCCUACGUGGCCUUCUUCUCCAUCGGGAUGGGGCCGAUCACAUUACUGUAUAGCUCGGAGAUCUUCCCGUUGAGGCUGCGUGUGCAGGGGUGCGCAAUCGGCGUAGCCGUGAACCAGGUGGUAAGUGGAUUAUUAUCGAUGAAGUUCAUAUUGGUGUACAGGGCGAUCACCCUUGGCGGGGUCGCCUUCAUGUUUUCGGCAAUUGCGAGCGUGGCGUGGCUGUACUUCUACAUGCUGAUGCCGGAGACCAAGGGGCGGACAUUGGAGGAGAUGGGACAUUUGUUUGGUAAAUACACCCGGUGGAGGUCCACGGCAAGGGAGAUGGAGAUGAAAAGGAACAAUGACGCGACCGAGACAGCAACGAGGGGCAAUAAUGCAUGA
Molecule: messenger RNA, 1527 nt
Organism: Syzygium oleosum
Lineage: Eukaryota; Viridiplantae; Streptophyta; Magnoliopsida; Myrtales; Myrtaceae
Product: polyol transporter 5-like
Exons: 3
Coding region: 85-1527 (480 amino acids)
Biological process (GO): transmembrane transport
Cellular component (GO): membrane
Molecular function (GO): carbohydrate transmembrane transporter activity
Source: RefSeq, a predicted model, not a curated record